AAAAUCCCGUUUAUAGUGAGAUUUCCUUAAUGGUUUAAAAAAGAGCGAGAUUUCUCUUAAUUUAAUUUUAAUUAUUUGCUUACCGAAACCGUUAUUAGACCAUUUUGAAUCCAAAAGUAAAUAAAAUUUUCUCCAAUUGUCGCAGUGAUUUUCUUUCCUCUGAUUGUGUUCUCGGAUUUCAAAUUUUUCGGAAAUCCGAUCUGUGUUUUCAGGGGGCAGAGAGAUUGAGUAGAAGUGAUGAAUCAUUUUGCGGUUCCAAAAUCUGUCGCAGUCGUGAGUUGUUGUUUCUAGUGAAAUGGGUUGCGUCUACUCCAGAGCUUGCAUCGGGGAGAUUUGCGUGCCGAGGGAUGCCAGAAUCAAGGAGCCGCAGAGCGUCAGACCAACGCAGGUCACUGAGAUUGCCGUUUUCUCUCCGGCAUCGUCGAAUGAGGAAGAAAGGGACCGAAUUAACCCGCAAUUCAGCAUGAACAGAGGCGACCGUGAGUUGGGCAUCACUCGUCUCUCUAGGGUUUCUUCCCAGUUUCUUCCUCCAGAUGGUUCGCGCACGGUUAAGGUCCCGUCGGGAAAUUACGAGUUAAGGUAUUCGUAUUUGUCGCAGCGAGGGUACUAUCCAGAUGCUCUUGAUAAGGCUAAUCAAGACAGUUUCUGCAUUCACACUCCAUUUGGAACUAACCCGGAUGAUGAUUUCUUUGGAGUCUUUGAUGGGCAUGGUGAAUUCGGGGCUCAGUGUUCACAGUUUGUGAAGAGAAAACUGUGUGAGAAUUUACUAAGGGAUAGCAGAUUUCAUGUGGACGCAGUUGAGGCUUGCCACUCAGCGUUUUUGACAACGAAUUCGCAGUUGCACGCUGACAGUUUGGAUGAUAGCAUGAGCGGAACCACUGCUAUAACGGUUCUGGUUCGAGGGAGGAAAAUAUAUGUAGCGAAUUCUGGUGAUUCCAGGGCGGUGAUAGCCGAGAGGAGAGGGAAGGAUAUUGUUGCCGUGGAUUUGUCAAUUGACCAGACCCCAUAUAGAGCUGAUGAGCUUGAAAGAGUCAAGCUUUGUGGAGCUAGGGUGCUGACGUUGGAUCAGAUUGAGGGGCUUAAGAACCCUGAUGUGCAGUGUUGGGGCACCGAGGAUGGUGAUGAUGGUGAUCCUCCUAGGCUUUGGGCGCCUAAUGGGAUGUAUCCAGGUACGGCAUUUACAAGGAGUAUAGGGGAUGCAAUUGCCGAGACAAUUGGUGUUACCGCUAAUCCUGAGAUUGUUGUGUUGGAGCUUACCCCUGAUCAUCCUUUCUUUGUGCUUGCUAGUGAUGGAGUUUUUGAGUUCCUUUCUAGUCAAACUGUGGUUGACAUGGUUGCAAAAUGCAAAGAUCCCCGUGACGCUUGUGCUGCUAUUGUGGCUGAAUCUUAUCGACUCUGGCUACAGUAUGAAACCCGUACUGAUGAUAUCACAGUAAUUGUUGUGCAUGUGAAUGGACUAAUUGAUACUCAAACUCAGACUCAGGUUCCUGAUGGUGCAUCAACUAAUGCUGCUGCUGUUUUAAGGCCCCCUGUUCCUCAUGUUGUAGAGAUUACUGGGUCAGAAUCUCCUUCACCCUUUAGCUGGAACUCCAGCAAUCAGCGUGUAAGGCAUGAUUUAUCCCGGGCACGUCUUCGUGCUAUUGAGAGUUCACUGGAGAAUGGUCAAGAUUGGGUUCCUCCAUCUUCAGCCCACAGGAAAACUUGGGAAGAAAAAGCACACAUUGAGCGGGCAUUGCAUGACCAUUUCCUCUUCAGAAAACUAACAGAUUCUCAAUGUUGUGUUUUGUUAGAUUGCAUGCAACGAGUUGAGGUCCAGCCAGGAGAGAUUGUGGUUAAACAGGGUGGUGAAGGUGACUGUUUUUAUGUUGUUGGCAGUGGAGAGUUUGAGGUCUUGGCAACCCAGGAAGACAAAAAUGGAGAGGUGCCAAGGGUUUUGCAGCGAUAUACAGCUGAAAAGUUAUCAUCCUUUGGAGAACUGGCGUUGAUGUACAAUAAACCACUCCAAGCCUCUGUACGUGCUGUGACUUGUGGAACUCUUUGGGCUCUGAAAAGAGAAGAUUUUCGUGGAAUUCUGAUGUCAGAGUGUUCAAAUUUGUCAUCCUUGAAGUUGCUUCGAUCUGUGGAUCUUCUAUCAAGACUGACAAUUUUGCAGCUGAGCCACAUUGCAGAUUAUCUCUCUGAAGUUUCCUUCUCUGAUGGGCAGACAAUUGUUGAUAGGAAUCAAGACAUCUCUGUAUUGUACAUUAUUCAGAAGGGAAAAGUUAGAAUUACUUUUGAUUCCAAUUUGUUAAGGAAUCCAAAUGUCAGCAGCCUUAGGUCUGAGAGCCUGAAAGAGAACUGUGAUUCACUGAGUAGUGAAGAAAUGUCUAUUGAAAAGUCAGAAGGAAGCUAUUUUUGUGAAUGGACACUUCUUGGGGAACAAAUUGGUUCUUUAAGGGCAGUUGCAGUCAAUGAUGUUAAAUGCUCUAUUUUAACAAAGGAAAAGUUUGAUUCUGUUGUUGGUCCUUUGGCAAAGUUUUCACAGGAUGAUCAAAAGUCAUGGGACCAUUCCUCAGACUUGACCAAGGAAUAUGUCAACAAAAUUAUUGAUAUUUCAAAUUUUUCUAAAGUUAGCCUAUCUCAACUGGAGUGGAGAACGUGUUUAUAUUUGACUGACUGCUGUGAGAUCGGGCUUGUUCUUUUAAAAGACUCAGAAAAUGUGCUUAGUUUGAAACGGUUUUCAAAGAAGAAGAUCAAAAAGCUAGGAAAAGAAGAACAAGUUCUAAAAGAGAAGAAUCUGAUGAGGAGUUUGGGUCCUUCAGCUUGUGUGCCACAGCUUCUAUGCACUUGUGCUGAUGGAAUGCAUGCUGGCAUGCUCCUAAAUACAUGCCUUGCUUGCCCAUUGGCUUCUAUACUUCACACUCCUCUUGAUGAGCAAUCGGCACGGUUCUGUGCUGCUUCUGUUGUUAUUGCCUUGGAAGAUUUACAUAAGAAUGGUAUUCUCUACAGAGGGGUGUCUCCUGUUGUUUUGAUGUUGGAUCAAACAGGACAUUUACAGCUUGUGGACUUCAGAUUUGGAAAGAAGUUAUCUAGCGAAAGAACAUUUACAAUAUGUGGAAUGACUGAUUCUUUAGCACCAGAGAUAGUCCAGGGCAAGGGCCACGGUCUUCCUGUGGAUUGGUGGGCUUUGGGAGUCUUAAUCUACUUCAUGCUACGAAGUGAAAUGCCAUUUGGUUCAUGGAGAGAAAGUGAGCUUGAUACAUAUGCAAAAAUUGAAAAAGGACAGUUUAUUCUUCCUCGGAAUUUAAGCCCUGAAGCCAUUGAUCUCAUCACAAAGUUACUUGAAGUCAAUGAAAAUAGACGACUUGGAAGCCAAGGUGCUGCUUCUGUUAAAAGUCAUUCAUGGUUUGACGGUGUUGAUUGGGAGGGGAUUAGAGACAAGAGUGUUCCAGUCCCUCAUGAACUAAUGUCUCGUAUAACUCAACAUUUAGAAAGUCAUUCUGAGAACUGCACUGCAACUAUUGCUUCCCCACCUCAGGAUGAAGAACUGAACAUUCCUGAAUGGCUUGAUGAAUGGUAGAAGAAUUAGCUAUAUAUGGUUGUCCAGAUUUUCAUUAUUCUAAACCCCUUUGCCCUCGGAGUUCCAUUCUUUCUGCCUGUAGAGAACGACCUUAGACCUUUACUGGAAAUGAAAAUCAGGAUAGAUAAAUUCUUGCAGAAAUUUGUGUAAAGUCAGAGGCCUCAACUAUUAUAUAGUUUGCUCCUAAUUUUGUGAUUUCUUUAUUUGAAGCCAUCGGAAGGAAUGGUUCAUAAAUUUUUAUCCUCAAAAACUCAUUUUUUAAAUAUGUAUUUCCCCCACUUCUGUAAAUAGGCAAAUAUGUAAAUGAGCCUUCAUUGUAUUUAUCAUUUUAAUUCAUGCUUGCCCCAUGUACUAAUCUUCCCUUUCUGCUUCAUGGAUUAAACAUGUAAUUUCCUU
Molecule: messenger RNA, 3955 nt
Organism: Rubroshorea leprosula
Lineage: Eukaryota; Viridiplantae; Streptophyta; Magnoliopsida; Malvales; Dipterocarpaceae
Source: the annotation of a GenBank genome assembly